This is a messenger RNA of Paramisgurnus dabryanus, 1548 nucleotides long. It is a transcript of the gene tulp3, whose product is annotated as TUB like protein 3. The record is from RefSeq and is a predicted model, not a curated record. Gene Ontology annotation, biological process: protein localization to cilium. NCBI's taxonomy places the organism in Eukaryota, Metazoa, Chordata, Actinopteri, Cypriniformes, Cobitidae. Gene Ontology annotation, cellular component: cilium.
UGUGUGUGUGUUUGCUAAGGGCUGUUACCUCAUGCUAAGGUAACCAUGGUUACACAGGUGUCACAUCUGACAGCUUGUGUGUAAUCUUACCUCAGUGAGCAUAAAACAUUCAUACAGACCCUCAAGUUCAUCCAGCUUCGCAUCCACAGCCAUGACCAGCACAUUAGAGGAUGACAGUCUAAGCCUCAGACAGCAGAAGCUGGAGAAACAGAGGGUGCUGUUGGAGCAGAAACAGAGAAGGAAACGUCAGGAACCACUGAUGGUGCAGCCCAAUCCAGAGGGUCGUCCACGGCGCUCGCGACCCCGCCGCAGUGAGGAGCAGGCGCCACUCGUAGAGCCCCACGUCAAUACGGCUAGUGACAUCAUCUUAGACGGUAUUGAUGGGCCUGCGUCAUUGCUGAGUUCAGAGGGUCCAGAUCUGGGCAGUAAAAUCCAGGUUCUCUCAGUUGGUCAACCACCGCAACUUUCGCUCCCAACCACAGAAGAGCCGGAGACAGACGCCGAUACUGAAACUCUGCUCGAACCCAAAACAGACAUACACACACUGCUGCAGAGACGCGGACUCUCUGGCAGCAUGAACUAUGAUGAGGCGAGCGAGGAUGAUGAAGAUGAAGAGAGAAGCCGCUCUCUUUCACCGCACACAGAAAGCACGAGGCCCGCGUCUGCGUCCAGCACUCAAUCCACCACGGAGUGCGUUCCUCUAAGUUCCCCAUCCGCUGAGGGCACCUCCAUUGAAGUGGAUAAUCUGGAAGAGUUUGUGCUCCGUCCGGCACCACGAGGAGUCACGGUAAAGUGUCGCAUCUCGCGGGAUAAGAAGGGCAUGGACCGCGGCCUCUACCCUACGUACUUCAUGCACCUUGAGAAGGAAGACGGCAAGAAGGUGUUUUUAUUGGCUGGGCGGAAGAGGAAAAAGAGCAAAACAUCAAACUAUCUGAUCUCAGUAGAUGCCACAGAUUUGUCUCGUGAGGGCGAGAGCUUUAUAGGAAAACUGAGGUCUAAUCUGAUGGGAACUAAGUUCACCGUCUAUGAUAACGGCACCAACCCUACGAAAAACCCUGGAGCUCUGCUGGAAGAAAACAACACGCGACAGGAGCUCGCUGCUAUCUGCUACGAGACUAAUGUUCUUGGAUUUAAGGGCCCGCGAAAGAUGACUGUGAUUAUUCCUGGCAUGAACAUGAAUUUUGAACGGGUUCCGGUUCGACCCGCAUGCGAUCAGGAGUCUCUGCUGAAUAAAUGGCAGAAUCAUUCGCUGGAGAAUCUGAUAGAGCUACACAAUAAAGCCCCGGUGUGGAACGACGACACGCAGUCUUACGUGCUGAACUUCCACGGCAGGGUCACGCAGGCCUCAGUCAAGAACUUUCAGAUAGUCCACGACAACGACCCUGACUACAUUGUGAUGCAGUUUGGUCGGGUGGCAGAAGACAUCUUUACUCUGGACUUUAACUACCCCAUGUGUGCUCUGCAAGCCUUUGCUAUCGGCCUGUCCAGCUUUGACAGCAAGCUUGCCUGCGAGUGACCCAUGACACUUUAAAAGCCCAACACACCUCU